AUGAUUAAAUGUUAUUCCUGCAAUGAUUAUGAUAUCGAUAUCAUGACUUCUAUUGAUGAUUCAAAGCGUUCUUUAGUAGUUAUGGCUGAUUCAAGAGUUCGCAAGAAUGCAACAGAACCAAUAAAAACAUACUCAUUCAUUCGUGGAAGUUACGAUUCAAUAUUAACCAGAACAGUGAAUGAUAUAUUAAAUGAUUUGAAUAUUAAGGUAAGAGUUGAACAGAAGAACGAAGAAAUAAAGACUAUCAUGAAUGAAAACAAAGAUGUAAACAUUGACGAUAAACUUGCCCAGAGCAUAGUUGAUGGCAUCAGUGAUUUUGAAGUACAUAAUGACGGUGGAAACAUGAAUUUAGAAAAAGAAGUAACAUUAUUCACACUGUUUCAAGCAAUUAAUUUGUUACCGGAUCAUUUGAUUAAUGAAGCAUACGAUAACGUUUAUAACUUCUGCAGUUUAACAGAAAAUGCUAAAAGUAAUUUUGAAAAAGCACGUAGUAGAUAUGCACAUUUAAUGACUUCUCCAUUUGUUUUGGUGAAGAUUCUAAAACUAUAUCAAAAAGAAUAUUAUGAUGAAUACGUUUUACCUUUAUUACGUAAGCCAAAAAUAACAUUUGAUAUAAAACUUGAUGAUUCAUUCUUGAUAACAGAUAUUAGACGCAAGGCUGAAAAUCAUCAGUAUAAAAACAGUUCUGAAGUAAUUGAGGAUUUAUCACGUGUAAUCCGUUUUGUAGAUUGUGGAAACAAAUACUUCAUUCAGAAAGAUUACAACAUACACGACAAAAUGAAUCAAAUAUCAUUCGUUCUUCAAUCAAACAUGAAAGAGUCACUCAAAAUGAUUAAAUUAUUUAAAGAAGAAGGUAAAACCAUAACAGCAUGGGACGUACUAUUAAAUCAAUUAUCCUCAUUAACCGUUAAGGGUGUUUGCUUUAAAUCUGAUUCCCCAGAUGUUUUCUCAACGUUUCAGGGUUAUAAAUACAACAUUCUUGAAAAGCCUGAUUACUCAAAAAUUGAAAUGUUUAUGAAUUUCAUUAAAGAAGCCAUUUGUGAUAAUAACGAUGAAGUGUAUAAAUACCUUCUCGGCUGGAUUGCAUCAAUGAUUCAACAUCCUGGAAUCAAGAAUGAAACAGCAAUUAUUUUGAAAGGACUUCAGGAAACAGGUAAAAACAGAUUUACAGACAUUAUUUCUGAACUUCUCGCCGGUUAUUCAAUCAAAAACAUUACUGAAAUAAGUGAGCUAACGGGUAAUUUCAAUUCAGUAGUUGAGAAUAAAAUGUUUCUUGUACUUAAUGAACUCAAGAAUGUAGGUGAAGAUAGACUCGCAAACUUCAACGCUUUGAAAUCAAUUAUUACGGAUAAUCAAAUAAGAAUUACUGAAAAGAAUCAACCCAGAAGAACAGCACAGAACGUUGCAAACUUCAUUUUCGUAACUAACAACGUCUACCCUGUCAAAAUUGAAGUUGGAGACAGAAGAUACGUAGUUUUAAGAGUUAAUGGUAAAUUCAAGGGUCAAUUUGAUUAUUUCAAGAAUUUGAUGAAUUCAUGCACAAAGGAAUUUUAUGAUAACCUUUUAAC
Molecule: messenger RNA, 1568 nt
Organism: Trichomonas vaginalis G3
Lineage: Eukaryota; Parabasalia; Trichomonadida; Trichomonadidae
Exons: 1
Source: RefSeq, a predicted model, not a curated record